AUGCACUUCUCCAACGUUCUUGCUGCCUCUUUGGCAAUCUUUCCUGCGGUUUUUGCCCAGUCGAACGUUCCUGCAACGUCCCCUAUCUAUCUAAAUGGCUUUUACACAAUCACCUCAGUUGGUGACAACACCAUCCUCGCACUUGAGUCGGGAGAUGGAGUCUUUUCUCUCACUGAGCCUGCUACGAAGAACAGCACCUGGUACAUCAACUCUGGACCUUCCGGACACGCCUUCAUUGCCAACGCCCGCCGAGGAGGUGUUCUGACAGGUGUAAAGCCAAGGGAUGAUAGCAACCCGUUCAACUCCCAGGUCCAGGUACAGGACGUUGCCACCGAUGACCAGGGCAGGCGUAGGCAAGCUUGGGCGCUAAUCCGCUUCGACGAUGGGACAUAUGAAAUCAAGAACGAGCAGUUUGAUCAGCUUCUCGACAUCCGUGGUGGUGUCGGUCAAGGACCAGAGGUCAUCCUCUGGACAAGGAACCAGCCACCUAGUGGUAACCAGAGGUGGAACAUCAACCUUUUCAGCCUCACAACGUAA
Boeremia exigua is the source of this 537-nucleotide messenger RNA. RefSeq lists its product as uncharacterized. The record is from RefSeq and is a predicted model, not a curated record. NCBI's taxonomy places the organism in Eukaryota, Fungi, Ascomycota, Dothideomycetes, Pleosporales, Didymellaceae. The transcript is spliced from 3 exons. The coding region runs from base 1 to 537 and encodes 178 amino acids.